GGCUCGUCCCAAACGAAACCCUGCAGCAGCCGACGACUCCAGGAAUCGAUCGCUACUCGUGUCGCGCGCUGCUCGCGUGUAGUAAUAGUAUAAUCGACGCUGUAUGUUUCUCGAGUCUCUCUCGAUAUUUUCUCCUGCUGUUUUGUGAUAUUCUCGAUUCGAGACAAGUUUCGUCGAGCAGCAGCAACAACAGUCAUGAAAGCUCUCGUGGAAAAAAGCUCCACUUCGUAGUAGAGGAGAAAAGUUUUCGGCCGCGGAAGGAGAGCGAGUGAGAGAGAGGAUAGCGUUGGGGAGUGUGCAACAGCUAGUGCGUCCGCUGCCACUUCGACACAGUGUUCUCGCGCAGCAGAGCAAGCCCCACGGCUCUGGGCAGCUCCGAGCAACAGGAGGGCUCGUUCGAGAAGGACUUGGGCAGGAGCACGACGAUGCCGGAGGCAGCCGCGGCGUCCUCGAUGGCCGUCGGCGGCGGUGGCUUGGGCUUGGGCGCGGGUAUCGCCAUCGGCCUGGCUGCCGACGACUCGGACAACUCGACCUUCGAGAACAAGUCCGGCCUGGCGGAGGAUCUCAAGUUUCUGGCUCGCAUGCCCGAGCUCUGCGACGUCACCUUCCUCGUGGGCGACACCCGCGAGCCGGUCUGCGCCGUCAAAGCCGUCCUCGCCGCCAGAAGCAAAGUCUUUCACAAGAUGCUCUAUCAAGCGCCGAGUCCGCAGCGUAAAAAGGACCCGCCAACGCGCGAGAACAAGCUGAGGUCCUUUCUGAAGAGGAGCUCGGAGCCGCUGCUCAAUUUGCAGAACGUGCAACAGCGGGCCGGUUUCACGCAGCAGCUGGCUCCCAUACAAGAGCCCCAAUCGCAUCAGCAUCACACGCUGAUAAUCGAGGAGUUCGAGCCCGACGUGUUCCGCCAGCUGAUCGAGUACAUACACACGGGCUGCGUGACGCUGCAGCCGCGCACCCUCUUGGGUGUGAUGAACGCGGCCGACUACUACGGCCUCGAGGAGCUGCGCUGCGCCUGUGCGGGCUUCGUGCACUACUGCAUCACCGUGGACACGGUCUGCGCCCUGCUCGCCUCCGCGGAGCGCUACAUCCAGUACAAGUGCACCAAGUCGCUGGUCCAGAAGGUCCUCGAGUUCGUGGACGAGCGCGGCAACGAGGUGCUCAAUCUGGGCUCGUUCACGCUGCUGCCCCAGCACGUCGUGCGUCUGAUCCUGGCCCGCGACGAGCUCCGAGCCGACGAGUUCACCAAGUUUCAGGCCGCCCUGAUGUGGAGCAAGAAGGCCUGCGACAGCAAUCCCCAGAUGGACCUGAAAGAGGUCAUCGGUAACUUCAUCGAGUACAUACAGUUUCACAAGAUCCCGGCCAACGUGCUGAUGCACGAGGUUCAUCCGCUCGGUCUGGUGCCCCACACCAUGAUCGUCAACGCACUGGCCUAUCAGUUGCUCCCGCCCGCCGGACAGGCAGACCCAACCAGCGUCGAUCCAGGCCAACUCAGUCCCCACCGAGUGAGGCGCCAGGGCCGCAGCAUGUCCGUGCAGUCGUCCCUCGACCCGUACGGCAGCAACGUGACCCUCAACUCAUUGGGGAGCGACGCCGGAUCGGGCAACAGCGCCGGCGCCCAGCUGGGCGGCUGCGGUGGACAGUCCUCCCAGCAGUCGGCCGCGAACAGCAACUAACCCGCGGCCGCCGCGGCUCAGC
This is a messenger RNA of Trichogramma pretiosum, 1692 nucleotides long. Its product is annotated as serine-enriched protein. Lineage: Eukaryota; Metazoa; Arthropoda; Insecta; Hymenoptera; Trichogrammatidae. Bases 426 to 1670 code for a protein of 414 amino acids. The record is from RefSeq and is a predicted model, not a curated record. The transcript has 7 exons. Gene Ontology annotation, molecular function: protein binding.